AUGGUGGUUCAACAGCACGUCUUGAACUGGCUGUACAGUGUUCUUACAAGUGAAUAUCACGACGUCAACCGGACCUACAACGACGUUGCCCAGGCGUUAUCUCAGUACCCAUCGCUAUCCCCUCGCACUGAUGUUCACACCUUUCCGAACGGUGCAUCGGCCCUGCUUCUCCUCCUCUCGGGGACGAUUCCUGUCCUGUUCCGCGGCACGGCAUAUCGCUUCCCAAUCUCAAUAUGGGUGCCUCACGCGUAUCCCCGCGAAGCCCCGCUGGUCUACGUGACCCCGACGGAGACCAUGAUGGUGCGACCGGGACAACACGUCGAUCCACAAGGUCAGGUCUAUCAUCCCUACCUUGUUGGGUGGUCGACGUUCUGGGAUAAAUCUACGAUUUUAGACUUCCUCGCAAUAUUGCAAGACGUCUUUGCCAAGGAGCCGCCAGUUGUCGCCCGCCAGCAGCCACGACCGCCUCCGCCUCAGCAACAGACCCCUACCCCCCCCCCUGUUCCUCCGCUCCCGCCGGACCUUGCCCCACGACCAGCUAGUCAAAUCCAAAGCGCACCCCCAGAUACUCCCCCGAGGCCGCCACAACCACCUCCCAAGCCCAGGACACGGAUCGAGGCUCAGCCGCAGCCGUUCCCGACACCGCCCCAAACCUCCGGCCCUCCUGUCCCUCCGCCGCCGCCGAAAGUCGGCGGUCCCGCCGGUCAGAAUGUCACGGAAGGACCAGGAAUACCGCACGAUCAGCGCCCAAGGCCUGGGCCGUCCCGCUAUGAGACCGCUCCUCCGCUCCCGCCCCAGGCUUCACCGGAAGCGCGGCCUCCGUAUCCUCCACCUGGUCCUCAUCUCGCGCACCACGCUCAGUACCAGGUACCCUCUCCCGCAGCCGGGUCUCCACCCGGCCCGUCACAGGCUGCCUUCCCCGCAGCUGAUCCCAGACGGCUAUCAACCUACGCUCAACCGCAACCUCCACAUCAGUACAAUACACCCCCACCGCCAGUCGCAACCUGGCAGCAACCCCCCGUCCCCGUGCCCGUCCAGCCGCAACCCCAACCCAAACCGCCUCCUCCUCCCGACCUGAUGGACGACGACCUAACCCUCCCAAUCCCCUCCCCAUCCACCGCCCCACCACCACCCAUCCCACCCAACCCCGAAAAGGACAUGCUCCUGCACCAACUCGCGCAGACCCUUUUCUCCAUGCGCCAGCGCGCCCGCGCCCAAAACGAAGCCUCCCUAGCCGGCCUGCAAGCCCAACGCGAAGCAAUGCUCAACGCAGCAACCAAGCUCCAAGCCGAAUCCUCCCAACUAACCCAACUCUCGGCCCUCCUCACCUCCAACACGGCCAUUCUGCAAGACAGCCUGCGGCGAGCCGACCGGGUGAUUGAGAGCUCGUCCCGGCACCCGGCGCCCGACAUUGACGAGCUGCUGGUUGCUCCCACGGUGGUGGGGAACCAGCUGUACGAGCUGGUGGCCGAGGAGCGGGCGCUGGCCGACGCCAUAUUCGUGCUGGGGCGGGCGGUGGAGCGGGGCCGGAUCGCGCCGCAAAUGUUUGCCAAGAUGACGCGCGGCUUGGCGAGGGAGUGGUACUUGAAGAAGGCGCUCGUGAAGAAGAUUGGCGUGGGCAUGGGUUUGUCGACUUGA
Canariomyces notabilis is the source of this 1638-nucleotide messenger RNA. Its product is annotated as UEV-domain-containing protein. The record is from RefSeq and is a predicted model, not a curated record. Gene Ontology annotation, molecular function: ubiquitin binding. Gene Ontology annotation, biological process: protein modification process; endosome to lysosome transport; protein transport. Bases 1 to 1638 code for a protein of 545 amino acids. Lineage: Eukaryota; Fungi; Ascomycota; Sordariomycetes; Sordariales; Chaetomiaceae. The transcript is spliced from 4 exons. Gene Ontology annotation, cellular component: ESCRT I complex.